Oryza brachyantha (malo sina) is the source of this 1461-nucleotide messenger RNA. RefSeq names its product serine/threonine-protein kinase SAPK3. Lineage: Eukaryota; Viridiplantae; Streptophyta; Magnoliopsida; Poales; Poaceae. The coding region runs from base 124 to 1137 and encodes 337 amino acids. Gene Ontology annotation, biological process: protein phosphorylation; intracellular signal transduction. The record is from RefSeq and is a predicted model, not a curated record. Gene Ontology annotation, molecular function: ATP binding; protein serine/threonine kinase activity. The transcript has 9 exons.
CUCUUCGUUUCGAUUCGCUUGGAGCUUUGCUUUGCUUCCGAUUUGGGGUGGGGUUGGGUUGGUCGGUCUCGAGCUGCAGCUUCUCCUCUUCGGGGGAAGGAAGGGUUUGGGUUUCUUGGGUCAAUGGGGGAGCGGUACGAGGCGUUGAAGGAGCUCGGCACCGGCAACUUCGGGGUGGCCAGGUUGGUCAGGGACAAGACGAGCAAGGAGCUCGUCGCCGUCAAGUACAUCGAGAGGGGCAAGAAGAUUGAUGAAAAUGUGCAGAGGGAGAUCAUCAAUCAUAGGUCACUCCGGCAUCCCAAUAUCAUUCGGUUUAGGGAGGUAUGUUUGACACCCACACACCUCGCCAUUGUCAUGGAGUAUGCUGCUGGUGGAGAACUCUUUGAGCAAAUCUGCACCGCAGGGCGGUUCAGUGAAGAUGAGGCAAGGUACUUCUUCCAGCAGCUAAUAUCAGGUGUCAGCUACUGCCAUUCCAUGGAAAUUUGUCACCGUGAUCUUAAGCUUGAGAACACCCUCCUGGAUGGAAGCCCGACACCUCGUGUGAAAAUUUGUGACUUUGGUUACUCAAAGUCUGCUUUGUUGCAUUCCAAACCAAAAUCUACAGUUGGUACUCCAGCAUACAUAGCGCCAGAAGUUCUUUCAAGAAAAGAAUAUGAUGGCAAGGUAGCAGACGUUUGGUCAUGUGCUGUGACACUGUAUGUGAUGCUCGUCGGUUCAUACCCAUUCGAAGAUCCCGGGGAUCCAAGGAACUUCCGCAAAACGAUCAGUAGAAUUCUUGGCGUGCAAUACUCCAUCCCGGAAUAUGUGAGAGUGUCUUCUGACUGCAGGCGCCUUCUGUCUCAAAUAUUUGUUGCUGAUCCUUCAAAGAGGAUCACGAUCCCUGAGAUAAAGAAUCACCCAUGGUUUCUGAAGAAUCUGCCGAAGGAGAUAUCGGAGAGGGAGAGUGCCAACUACGAGGACACGGACGCCGGCCCGCCGGCGCAGGCCGUCGAGGAGAUCAUGCGGAUCAUCCAGGAGGCCAAGGUCCCCGGCGACAUGUCGGCCGCCGACCCGGCGCUCCUCGCCGAGCUCGCCGAGCUGAAGAGCGACGACGAAGAGGAGGCCGACGAGCUCGCCGCCGAUGAGUACACCUACUGACCGAGCGACUGAUCCGUUCUGCAUGCAUCCAUGCAUGCAUGCAUGCAUGGUCCUGGCCUUGCUAUGCUGCAGGUCUGCAGCUGUAGAUAUGAUCCGAAAUAUAUGUGAUCAGUUGAUCACUCAACCAAAUGAUAUGUAUUACGAUGAUAAUCUGCCGUAUGUACUGUGUUUAUUGGACCGGAUUAUCCUGCGGCUACGUGCACAAUAAAGAAAAAAGUUGAAUAUGUUUUUUUAUCACGGUACAAGCGUGCGUGCAGGUUUCACGGCAGAAAAAAAAAAAGCUGCUCGUGUUUGUUUGAUGCAAUAAGAUAAGUGAUCGACAAU